AUCGAAAAGUAUCGAGUGUGUACUUGUAUUUACUCGUAUCGUUUCAUUCCUAACAGAAUUUGGUUUUAAAAUCUAAUAUUUUAAACUCUGGAAUGGCGAAAAUGGCUUUUCAACAUCAGGCCGGUACGGCCAUGGAGUGCUUAAGUAUUCCAAUAACGCUUCAUAAAGAAAAAGACUUUGACCGCGAAGGGCGUGAAAUACUAAAGUGUGGAUUUAAAAUAGGAGGUGGCAUAGACCAAGAUUUUAAGAAAAGCCCUCAAGGAUAUACCGACUAUGGUAUAUAUGUUACUGAAGUUCACGAGAAAAGUCCAGCGUCAAGAGCGGGUUUGCGUAUCCACGACAAAAUCUUACAGUGCAAUGGUUAUGAUUUUACAAUGGUUACUCAUAAAAAGGCAGUUAGCUACAUUCGGAAAAAUCCAGUUUUAAAUAUGCUCAUUGCAAGGAAAGGAGUAACUUCCACGUAACUGUUUACUUAAUUUUUCGACAAAAGGGGAGUACUGGGGUUUCCUUUUCUAUAUUCGCGCUUUUGUUUCGCUUAUUACGUCGGAAUGGGUGGGCCGAAAGUAAUAUUUGUCACAUAUACACGUUGCAAAAAAAUCAUUAUUUUAAGUAAAGGUACAUUUAUUGUCUAACAUUAACAAAUUUUAUAAAAGAAAAGAAUUGAAAUAACAUCAAUCUCGGACUCUGAAAUUGACAGCCAAAAGUAUGGGCCAUUUCCUCAACCUUUAAACAUCGUUAUCGACGUUACUGACUCCAUACAUUUAACGUUAAACGGCGGUUCAAGUAGCUAAAUAGCGGGGUUGGAGUUACUGCACCCACUACGCCUGCCGCCCGUUUAGCCAUCGCACAUACAGGAAAGAUUCCGCGAAGGGAAAAUUUUAGUAGACGGACGGCAAAUUCUAGAAAAAGGGGUGAUGAGGGGGGGUGGAAUAGGACCCCCUGAUUUCAAAACUACCCCCCUUUUUUCUAGCAACCCUAUAGUUCUUAUAUAAUUUAUUGUUAAAGUUUUCAUAUAAACGAUGAAUAAGAUAGCAAAAUAACAUACAACUUAGUGCUACCAGACUGGCAUUUUGAAUAAUAUUA
Messenger RNA from Rhagoletis pomonella (apple maggot), 1083 nucleotides. Its product is annotated as tax1-binding protein 3 homolog. Gene Ontology annotation, cellular component: postsynaptic density; postsynaptic membrane; adherens junction. The record is from RefSeq and is a predicted model, not a curated record. The coding region runs from base 93 to 464 and encodes 123 amino acids. Gene Ontology annotation, molecular function: protein binding. Lineage: Eukaryota; Metazoa; Arthropoda; Insecta; Diptera; Tephritidae. The transcript has 3 exons. Gene Ontology annotation, biological process: neurotransmitter receptor transport, endosome to postsynaptic membrane; neurotransmitter receptor transport postsynaptic membrane to endosome.